This is a messenger RNA of Aspergillus ochraceoroseus IBT 24754, 2432 nucleotides long. RefSeq lists its product as uncharacterized. Bases 292 to 2097 code for a protein of 601 amino acids. The transcript is spliced from 2 exons. The record is from RefSeq and is a predicted model, not a curated record. Lineage: Eukaryota; Fungi; Ascomycota; Eurotiomycetes; Eurotiales; Aspergillaceae.
AUCAUCAAAGUGCACCAGGAAUAGACCUGCAGGUGCAGUACCCUUGGAGUCUGGCGCUGUUCGGUCUCUGCUUCGCGCGUAGUAGCAUGCGAUAGGCCAAAACAAAAGGAGCGAGCUGCAUUGACCCCAUUCCCCUCCCAAUAUCGUGCCAUUCAAAGAAAGAAGAAAGAACCCAAGAUUCCUGUCCUGUCUUGUGUUGGAGUGACAUGUCGCCUUGCCAGCAAACCGCAUGUUGGGCUCCCCCGCAGUGGAGCAGCAACAAGCCCACGAUGGGUGCCUGACCGCCAGACGAUGCCGGUCAUCAUCAACGACCUCGUUCAACUUUGCAAGAACCUGUCCGUUCGUAAGUUCUUCUGUACAUCAUCAUCGAAUGGUGGGAAUCGUAUCUAUUUUCUAUUCCGCUUUUCCCCCUCUCUCCCCUUUAUCUCCCCUCCCCCUCUCAAUGCAACGACUUCUCGUCGCUGCCAUCAGAUGCCUGCACUGUGGCCUGAUAAUAGUCUGGUCAUGUCCUUCGCCCGCGAUCAAGGGGCGAAGUUUUGGGGUUUGUUGAUCAAUCCCGACAAGAGUCCCUCUCCCUUACUGGAACAGCUAUGUCUGGGGAUCGCUCAGGUCAUGACCACGUUUGACAACUAUGCGACGACCGAUCUCACCCCGGAGCGCCUGGCGACGUUCUAUCGAAAGGUGGGUGGGAAUUAUGAUGUCCUGUUUCUAGACACCAAACCUGCCGCCUUGUCUUUCAUCUAUCAACGUCUCGGUUGUUUUCACAGCAUCCAGCCCUCCGCCGAUCCCUAUCAGCCCCCCUCUAUUCCCUCGCUGCAACCGCAUGGCUUCGUCCGAUGGCAAACGAUCCAACUCCUGCUGGAUCCCGAUGAGCAUGUCCGUUAUCUACAAAAGGCUGUCGACAGGUGGAAUAUUUACAGCCAGGCUGGCACGCCUUUCCCCAAAUCAAUCCCCCGCGAGGCAUUUCCCGCACAGCCAGAUCCCGAGAUGAUACAGUGGCAUGAGACGGUGAGCCAGCAAUUCGAGUUUGAUUAUUGGAAGAAAAAUCUCCGCUCGUCACCCUCUACUUUCGGCGCCUACCAUAAUCAGUUCAGCCAGAAGGAAACAACAGCAACUGCUAGUAAGGAAGAGGGUAGUGCUCCGAGUCACCGUGCGUCGACUCCUAGCCAUCAUCGCUACUCUGUAGCGAAUGAAAUGCCCCAUUCCCCCCGUCAUCAAAGGCGACCAAGUGCAGAGGUCCCUCAGCCCGCUAGUCGCAAAGUACACUCGACCGUUCCCCGUCGCUCUACGGAAUUUGGUGGAGCGCAUGCGUCCCCAAGAGCCCCGUCCCCGCCCGCCUGGCCAAAGCAUGCACACCAUAAGCCUCGUGGCCGUGAGCGUAUGAGUUAUUUGCGACCCGAUAGCCCCGAGGCUAUUCCCGGCCAUAGUUCUUCCGAUGCGUCCUCGGAGGACUCUAGCUCUGCAACACGAGAGCCGACUUCACCUUCCCCCCAGCACAGCGGCCACUACCGGCACUUGUCCCCUCCUCAUUCCCCGCAUGCUCGUCGACAUUCCCACGAAGCUUACUCCCGCAGACCGCAAAGGGAGCUAUCCCCGGACUCGCAAAGACGGUUUGCAUACCGGGACGCAUAUAAUCCCACGUCCAGCCGGCCGUAUGAUUCCGACAGUGGGCGCCGAGUACGACAACCGAGAGUUUAUACGGAUGAGGUCCGCGAUUCCAGGACACCCGGGACGGUAUAUCGCGAGCCUGUUUAUCGAGAAUCGGCGACUGUUCCCACCAGCCCUGUCUACGGGCAUGCCCAUCCUCAAUUUAUGAAUGUGAAUAGUACAACAUACAUGGUGCAUCCGCACACCGAGCUUGACGCGUGCGUUAUGGAGGAUACACGACGAGGGAGUAGUUACCACGGUGGUGGUAGUGCGACUCCCAACCCACCCAGUCAGAGUGGAGGCAGUGUCUACGGGCGCCCACGGCUAUCCUCCAUGGGCGACUUUCGCCAGCAAAGGUGGUCAGGUAUGCAUGGUGCCACCGGUCGAGGUGUUCCACCGGGCAUCGUGGAUGCAGAAUACGGCAGAAGGUCAUCGAUGUAUGACCGAUGAGAAACGACUUGAUACGAUACAUAACGACUCGAAGUUUGGAUUUCAUUUUAGCGCUGGAUUAUUAUUAUGGCACUGUAUUGGAAUGGGGUUCUGGCAUGUUUAUCUGGGAGAGUUCCUCCCAUUACGAGGAGAUGGCCUGUUUACUAAGUCCCUAUGCUAUGGGCAGGCGUUGGGUUUUGAAGUUUUGGAACACCUCCUCAUGGCGAAAGGACAUAAUCCCUGGACAUGCUUACGAUGUUACGAUUGUUACGAUUGUUAGAUGUGGUGUAGUGGAUUUUCUUUGGCUCUUUUUUUUUUUUCGUCUUACUGCUGCUCUUACUUUUUUUUUUUUUUUU